Messenger RNA from Fusarium coffeatum, 2028 nucleotides. RefSeq lists its product as uncharacterized. The record is from RefSeq and is a predicted model, not a curated record. The coding region runs from base 1 to 2028 and encodes 675 amino acids. Lineage: Eukaryota; Fungi; Ascomycota; Sordariomycetes; Hypocreales; Nectriaceae. The transcript is spliced from 2 exons.
AUGCGUGAAGACCCUUCGUGGCAGUCAAAACCACGUGGUUGCCGCCUACGCUUUGGCUUGGUUGAACAAGAAACUGCCGAUGAUGGUGACAGUGAUGAUGAUGAUGAAGAUGAGGGUGCGGACGAGGACGACUGGGUGACCUGGGAGAGGCGGAAAAUCGAUGGGAAAAUCAGGCAGAGGGCGGACCUAACGUCAGUUGACCCAUGCGUCUGUCUAGAUGACAAUGGAGUUGGCACAACAUAUUUGCUAAGCUUGGGUCUGCUGAUCAAGACGCUUCCCGACGGCCACGUGGUUCAGGUUACGGUGGAAGAAAACACAAAGAAGACCCGGGUGCAGAUGCCCCCAACAUUGCAUCGCGACAACUUUGUCACGCUCGCCAAGGUGUUCAGCCUCAUGGCUAUGGCGCUGGAACGCAUCGACUUCCUCGGCGUUCAUGAAGAGAUGGAACAACUACUCGAGAAAGCCAAUGCGAAGAUUCAGAACCAGCUCCUACGAAUUCUGGCGACCAUGACCAAUGACACUGAGUUGCAGAUCGCGGCGCCAGUGUUACCGUUCCUACCUCUCGAUCAGUUGUGUGGAGAUGGCCAGGUCCUCACUCUAGAGCAGUUACAACACUCAGUGUUCCGAACCACGCCGCAUUAUGCCAUAGCUCCAAGGGACAGUUUCCAUCGAGGCUCAUGCGGUUGCUUGUUUCCUGGAGGGCGGGCUGAGACAAACGAAGAGUCGGAGGUGCCAGAAGCGAAGAUAAUUCCUCCCCGAUUUUACGAUGCCCAUCGGAGGAAUGAGAAAGAUCUCAAAGACAAGAUCGUGGCUGUGUCUCCCGACAGCUAUGUAGCGCUUUCGUACCCUUGGAUUCAAUACGGGUCUGAGGACUUGGAAAGUAUCAUCGCAACAGCUCACAGUGUGCUGAAGCACCGAUACUACUGGGUCGAUCGGUGGUGCAUAGACCAAGAGAGCUAUGAGGAUAAGGAAAGAGAGGUACCAAAGAUGAAGGACUACUACUCCAACGCUGUUUCCACAUUGGUUCUUCCAGGAAUGGCAUUCCCUAUCGAGCUCGCUCAAUUAAAGACCGUUGGUUCCAAGGUUCAACUAUACGAUGCAGAUUUGACUCAGAAGGUCAAGCAGAUCUGGGAGAAGUGUCAGUGGAAGCAGCGCUGCUGGACAUUGCAGGAAACAGUGAUGAGUAAAGAAUGCAUUUUCUGGAGUGGCCAUGAUGACGCUCCCUUCAUUGAUUUCAUCAUUGCUCAGCAGGUCGUUGUCAAUCUCGGACUCAACGAACGAAUCUAUCUACCAAGAUCAAUUGUUAGAUGUUCCAGCCAUGGCACUGUGCUUGAUGCGAACGCCUGCAUGCGCCCUUUAGCAGCCCUUCUCGACAAGCUGCGUGGUCGAGAGGCUACAAUGGAGUUGGAUGAAUACUACGGUAUAUUCUCCAUGGCAUUAGGCCAGCUUCCUGUGGUGGAUUAUAAGAUCGAUAUCUCUACACUUCUGGCCAGGAUGGUGAACUGUGGUGCUUUAGGUGCAAAUCUGCUCUUGACAAGCACCGAGCAAGGCUCUGUCAUGAGUGCCGCGAAGGGUAGUUGGAUGCCUCGCAGAUGCAUCCAGCGAGAGCACUCGUUGAUGGGUGGUGAAGUCAACGCGUUACAACCCAGUAUCUCCAACGAUGCGAUGGUCUUUCAGGGUUUCUCCGUUGACAUAGAAAAUGGGAAUGACGGGCGCGACCAUUUUGCUAUGGGUACCCAGGUAAAAAUGGUGUACCUCCGUCCGAACAGUGGACGUGGAGAUGAGAUUAUGGAAGUGCACAUAAGUGCUAUGUUAACUCGUACCUUGGAGAGAGCUCGAAACUACAUUCUACUAGCAGCAGCUGACUGGCGAUAUGGAGAAUCUACUAGUGGGUUACUACUUCUAUCGACUGAAGAGCAGAGCCCUGGAAUACAUUGUCUAGUAGAUGCUGGGGUGGUAGACAACCUUACAACAACGUUUCUCCGAAACGGGAACAUGGGAUCAGGUCAGGAAUUCCAUCUGGUUUAG